Aethina tumida (small hive beetle) is the source of this 1452-nucleotide messenger RNA. It is a transcript of the gene Mdh1, whose product is annotated as malate dehydrogenase, cytoplasmic. The record is from RefSeq and is a predicted model, not a curated record. Lineage: Eukaryota; Metazoa; Arthropoda; Insecta; Coleoptera; Nitidulidae. Gene Ontology annotation, cellular component: cytosol; mitochondrion. Gene Ontology annotation, biological process: malate metabolic process; tricarboxylic acid cycle; oxaloacetate metabolic process. Gene Ontology annotation, molecular function: L-malate dehydrogenase (NAD+) activity. The coding region runs from base 153 to 1139 and encodes 328 amino acids. The transcript has 5 exons.
GGGGUACAAGUUCACGUUUGACAGAUGAUGUCAGCAAUUCAUAUGCAUAAAGGUCAAAAAUAUUUGUCCUUAUUAUCAUUCACUUCAAACAGCUAAUAUUAGUCGGCAUAUUUAUUAAAAACAUUGCAGACGUGCAUCAAGAAGUCGACAAAAUGGCUGAACCAAUUCGUGUUGUAGUUACUGGGGCAGCAGGCCAAAUUGCCUACUCCUUACUUUAUAUGAUCUCUAAAGGAGAUGUAUUUGGACCCAAUCAGCCAAUCAUCCUUCAUUUACUUGAUAUCCCACCAAUGAUGGGAGUUUUGGAGGGAGUUGUCAUGGAACUCAGAGACUGUGCCAUCCCUAUUUUGCAUGGUGUGGUCCCAACGGAUGACCCCGCCGUGGCCUUCAAGGAUGUCUCCGCCGCCUUCUUGGUAGGUGCCAUGCCCAGAAAACAAGGCAUGGAGAGGAAGGACCUGUUGGCAGCCAAUGUUAAGAUCUUCAAGGUCCAAGGCGAAGCUCUGGACAAGUACGCCAAGAAGGAUGUCAAAGUUUUAGUCGUCGGAAACCCGGCAAACACAAAUGCCCUGAUCUGCUCACGAUACGCUCCUUCCAUUCCCAAGGAGAACUUCACCGCUAUGACGAGACUUGAUCAGAACCGUGCCACAGCUGAAAUUGCUAGCAAAGUCAACAAACCCAUUGACCAAGUAAAAAAUGUGAUCAUCUGGGGUAAUCACUCCUCCACACAAUUCCCUGAUGUGUCCUUUGGUACUGUGAAUGGAGUACCAAUUAAAGACCUAGUAAAAGAUGACACCUGGUUGAACAUAAACUUCGUAGAAAUCGUUCAGAAACGUGGUGCUGCUGUUAUUGCUGCUAGAAAAAUGUCAUCAGCCAUGUCUGCCGCUAAAGCAGCCAGCGAUCAUAUGAGAAGUUGGUUCAAUGGAACUCCGGCAGGUGAAUUCGUUUCAAUGGGUGUAAUUAGCGAUGGAAGUUACAACGCACCACAAGACGUAGUUUUCUCUUUCCCAGUCACCAUUUCAAACGGAAAAUGGUCCAUCGUAAAAGACUUGAAAUUAGACGACUUCGCGAAAUGUAUGUUGGAGAAAACCGGAAAGGAAUUGUUAGAAGAGAGAAAAGAGGCUUUAGCUGUAAUAGAAGCAUGACUAUCUAAUAAGUUGUAAAGUCGAAUAUCGCGGAAAAAUAGACUGUUUUAUAUUCAUUGCAUUGGAAGCUGAUUAAUAGUCUAUUAUCAUAAAUGAAAAUUAUUUCCUUUUAUCGUUAAUUGUGUUGUAACGAGAUUGUAUAUAGCUUUUUUCUUUUUAUUUGCUUUUAGUUAUUUUUUUAUUAUUAUUAAUGGUAUAUACCUAUAAAAACUGUACGCAAAUAGUUUAUUUGGUUAUGGAAUUUAUUUUAUGAAUUGGUUUAAAUGUGGUAUUGUAUAUUUGUAGAAAAACACAAUAUAUAUUUGCUAACCAA